GUGGUUUCCAACAAAUUCACUCGUGACCUGCAAAUCGAUGGCAUGGACAUCUUUGACAUUCGACUUGCUCAGGAAGCCAUCACCGCAGGGACCUUGAUGCGAGCUUUGAGAGGUCAAGAUCCAUACCUGCGGGACAACAGGUACACAGCCAUUAAGGAAUUGGCCGAGGAGCUCGCCAAGGUUGUGGCACAGAAAGGACCUUCAGCAGCGAAUCAGUCCAUGUUGCAACAGAUUCAGGAGCUUCAACGAGAGAACGCCCGACUGAAGAGUGAGAAAUCUCAGGGCUCCAGAUCAGUCAUCCCAGCCAGCCCGGCUCAUACCCCGCCUCCCAAGGGGGCUCGCACCCCCAAAGGCUCGAUAGCUCCAGGUCUUACCCCUCGCACCAGCCAGGGAUCUCAGGCAUCAGGUGGACAACCAACUCCACCAUCAUAUCGUCGACCCAAAGAUCGUCAGAGUUCAGCUGAGGCGACAGAAGGCCCGGUGCGCAGCUUGGAAGACUUCUGGAAUGCUCGCCCAACCGAUGCAGUACCAGAAGAUUUCGAAUUGGCAGAAGAACAUGAGGGUAAUGAUGAUCUCGCCACUCUCGCUGGUAGCCCCGAGUUUCGCCCCGAGGACGACGAGGAGGCCGAUCCUGUUGAUUCCCUUGACACAGUGCAACAGUUUGAACGAACUAAUCAAGCCAGGUUCCUUGAGGAAUGCAAACUUGACAAUUUCAAGGUGAACACCAUCAACAACUGGGUGUCUCAAAGGGUCGUCAAGGACAAGAUGGCUCAGGUCCGCUUGGCAGGUUCGGAAUUGGCAGCAGCCAUAGAAAGACUUCCCGCGGGGAAUCGUCCAGCCGUGGAUGCCAUUGCAGUCCAAUGGGGGCUUCCAGUCAAUGCUGCUGCUAAGAUCAAUGAGAGAUCUUUGUAUCAGUUGAUCGUGUACCGAAGCAAUCUGAAUGCCCCUUGGGUUGGAGUGAUGCUCAGCAAGCUCCGAUUACAUGAGAAGAAGUUCCCGAUUUUCGGCACGAAGGUAGAGCUCAGCGACAGUUGCAGAGUGUGCUUCGAUUCAGGAAAGGUGAAGCUGUUGAUAAGAAGCCUACUUCGACAGCAGAAGUACAACUUCCCACCCCUGCAUUUGCCAUCUGACAAACUGGUUCUCAGGAAUACACAGGUCCAGUGCAAGUGCCGGAUGUAUCGACCGACCACCCAGGCGAACCUUGCAGACACUACAUUUCUUCAGGAAGACACUUGGAAAUCGCAGGUUCUUGCAGCACUAACGAAUUGGUGCAAUCGAUGGAACGGCACAAGCACCAUCAUCCAACAUUUGCAGCGAGAAUUUGAGGACAAACAUCCGGAACUCCAGUGCUACAAGUGGGCUUUUCAGUGGAACCGAGGUCUCCCGAAUGCAAGGAUCCUUCCCAAAGGAUCCAAGAACUUCGCGAAAGCCAGGCCCAUCAUAGCCUACACGAAAUGCUGGCACACCAAGGCCAGCUCUUUCUUAGCCACAGCGCUGUAUUCGAUCAUGCAAGUUCUUUUCCCGGCAGGAACCACAUUGAAUAUCAGUUCCGUCACAGCAGGUCUCAGACAAGCUUGGAGGUACAUGCAACAGUUUGAGCAGGACGACCCGGUCAUGAUCCAACAAGACCUUAUCGGUUUCUUCAAUUCAGUUCCACAUUCUCGCAUUUGCACUGCUCUACAAUUAGUUUUGUACCAGCUCCAAGAACAUUUUGGUCAAGAUCUUGACAGCUUGACUUUUCAGGUGGAUCACAAAGCAGGCACCAAAGACCUCAGGAUCUUUAAAGGCCAUCGACGUUAUCGUGGAUCCACUACGAAGGUCCUUCAUAUUAAACAUGUCAUGGAGUUGACCAAAUUCCUGCUGCAGUCAGCUUACUUCAAGGUGGGAAUGGACACUUUUUGUCAGAUUCAAGGCGCAUGCAUGGGCUCGCCUUUGGCCCCAGUCUUGUGUGCAAUGGUCUACUUCGUAGUUUUCGGUAUGCAGACAACAGAUGCUUCUUUCUGCGAAGGGCAGAAUGCUACACUGAUUGGGCCUGCCUCUUCUUGCGUCUUGAUUUCUACGGUCUGCCCAUUGAGCUGGAAUCAGUACCCGGAGAAGAACUGUUAG
Molecule: messenger RNA, 2106 nt
Organism: Symbiodinium necroappetens
Lineage: Eukaryota; Dinophyceae; Suessiales; Symbiodiniaceae
Source: the annotation of a GenBank genome assembly